Messenger RNA from Plasmopara halstedii, 855 nucleotides. RefSeq names its product monoacylglycerol oacyltransferase. Gene Ontology annotation, cellular component: endoplasmic reticulum membrane. Gene Ontology annotation, molecular function: diacylglycerol O-acyltransferase activity. NCBI's taxonomy places the organism in Eukaryota, Oomycota, Peronosporomycetes, Peronosporales, Peronosporaceae. The coding region runs from base 1 to 855 and encodes 284 amino acids. Gene Ontology annotation, biological process: triglyceride biosynthetic process. The record is from RefSeq and is a predicted model, not a curated record. The transcript has 5 exons.
AUGAAACUCCAAAAGUGCACGUGGUUACACGGGAUAUGUCUUGCGGUGGCGGCGAUCUCACUGUGUGUCGCAAUCGAGCUUACGGGAAAGCGCGCUUGGCCAUGGUUCGCCACCUUCAUAGGGCAUAGUAUGGCGCACAUUCCAGCGACUCUAGAGUUUGAAGAGUCCAUUGACGCGUCUAAGCAGUACAUAUUUUGUUCGCACCCGCACGGAUUGUUGUCGACUCACCAUGGGCUUCUUUUGUCAGGGCAGACCGUUCCACCAUUCAAUGCGAUGAUACCGUUAUCUACGCGGCGCCACUUGGCUGCGUCAGUUUGUUUUAGAGUGCCAUUUUACCGUGAAUAUUUGCUUUGGUCUGGUUGUGUCGAUGCGCGCCGUAGUGUGGCGGAGCAGAUGCUUCAAGAUGGCAAGAGUCUUGUUAUCAUGGUUGGUGGCAUUGCUGAGCAAAUGUUGUCUCAGCGUGGAGACCACACGAUCUACGUCAAGAAACGCAAGGGUCACAUUCGUUUAGCGUUAAAAUAUGGCGUACCCAUCGUCCCCGGAUACGCAUUUGGAGAGACGGACCUAUUCACCCACUCGAGCCUGCUGCUGUCGUUCCGCCAAUUCAUUGCAAGAAAAUUCUCAGUAGCGUUGCUACUCGGACAUGGGUACUCGAAGUGGAUGUUCUGGUUACCUCACAAAGGAGUAACAAUCAAUCACAUCUUUGGCAAGCCAAUCUCGGUCGAAAAGAUAGAUGACCCGAGUGCCAGUGACAUCGAAAAGCUGCAUGACCAAUACACCUGCGAGCUCAUACGAAUUUUUGACGAAAAUAAGGUCAAACACGGAUACGGAGACUGCACGCUGCAAGUGCGCUAA